CUGGUCCGGGUAGCAGGCCGUGGAAAUUUAAGUGGACAUUUCAAGUUCAAAAUGGACCUUCUCGCUGAGCUACACCGUGAUUUAACUAACUUUCUGUCUACCUCAGGAUACACAACGGGUUACACACUAAAAUUCCUCGACCGUCGCCUGUGCCAGAUGGGUGAUGUGAUGAUCAGACACGGAAUCGAUUCGGAACUACGGCUGGACGUGGAACGCCUGUUGCUGGAAAGCAAAGAAUGGAAUCUUCCGAUCGAGCGGGCCAUACUCGAGGGGAACACGGGACGCCUUUGGAUUCAGCGAGCCACUGCCUUCCAAUGGGGCCUGGAGAGCUACAGACAAAGGCCGAUGUUCGGUGUAGGCCGCGGGCGAAUCUUUAUCGAGGACGAACCGCCAACUGACGACCAACAAAGAGACACCAACGGACAACCCAACACGCUCUCGAUGGCCAAUUUUCGUAUGAAUGCACUAAGGAAGGUUCUACGGAACUGUUUCACCUACACUGGAUAUCAGUUGGUCAGCGAACGGGACCCGGAGGACAACCGUGAUCAUGAUUCGAGGAACCUCAUCGAGAUCGCCAUAGUGCACAGAAAGACUAGAGGCGGGCCAGAACAGCUAGGUGGCGCAAGAAGAAUCGAGAUGCUUGUUGGACCGGUUUUGCAUGGCGCCGAUAUAGGCAACGCGGACGAUUACAUUGCGCGUCGCUCGAACGAUAUGCAGCUCAUCGCACAGCACAAAUACCGCGUGGAUCUGCGGCACAUGCCCGACAGUCAUUCUUCCAUCGCCAGUCUUGGCCGUUCGGCGGCCAUCGUAGAUGUACUGCAGGCCAAACAUUCCAGUGCGAUCGAUAUGCGGCGCGGACUGGCCAGUAGUACGAUCUCCUCUUGCAAGGGCGCUUCCUUCAUUCUCUACAACUACGCCCGGCUGGCGGCACUAUUUGAAAAGUACGAGACCAUGCGGCAGACACAAGGCUAUCCGGAACUGCCGUCAACCGUGGAAGGACUCGAUUUUACUUUGCUCACCGAACCGGACGAGUGGCAGCUGCUGUUCGUGUACGUGAUUGGCUUUCCGACCGCCUUACGCCAGACGCUUGGGGACGGUAUGCUGGAACGGAUGGCCCCGCAUCGUUUGCUAGAGUUUACGUUCGGAUUGGUGUCCUGCCUCAGCAAGUACUACCGUCAGACGCGCAUCUUGACGGAAAAUCGACCGAAGCUCGUUCCGGCCAUGCUGGUGCGGCUGUGUCUGCUGCGAAGCGUAUACCACAUGUUGGACGUCCUGUUAAAUCUUCUUAAUCUGGAAGCGGUCACGAAGAUGUAGAGAUACGCAUUGCAGAUUUUUUCUGUAGUAUCCACGAACAUAUGUGUAUAAUUAUUAUGUUGAAUUUUCUCAAGGAACGAGGAACGAAGAUAUUAGAGGGAGGAUACACGUGACGGACGCUUUCUUCAGUAUGCACGAACAAACAUGUAAAAAUGAUUCAUUGAAUAUGUCGUGAUCCGGAACGAACACGGGAAGGAACGAUUGGGUACACGCGGCAAAUGCUUUAUUAUGCAAGGAAGGACAAACAUUUAAGAAUGUUACGCUGAAUUUUCCGGGAUCGGAAAACAAUGAACGAUGUUGAAUUUUUCCACU
Messenger RNA from Anopheles darlingi, 1626 nucleotides. Its product is annotated as DALR anticodon-binding domain-containing protein 3. The record is from RefSeq and is a predicted model, not a curated record. Gene Ontology annotation, molecular function: arginine-tRNA ligase activity; ATP binding; tRNA binding. Lineage: Eukaryota; Metazoa; Arthropoda; Insecta; Diptera; Culicidae. The coding region runs from base 52 to 1314 and encodes 420 amino acids. Gene Ontology annotation, biological process: arginyl-tRNA aminoacylation; tRNA C3-cytosine methylation. The transcript has a single exon.